Molecule: messenger RNA, 496 nt
Organism: Lactuca saligna
Lineage: Eukaryota; Viridiplantae; Streptophyta; Magnoliopsida; Asterales; Asteraceae
Source: the annotation of a GenBank genome assembly
AUGGUCCCCAUAACCUGGUAUAACCUGCUAUACCAGUCUUGUAGUCUUCAUCUUUCCUCCAAUUCUUUUCAUGGAACCAUUCCCACUUUCGUUGGUUCUUUGACUCGGUUAAGCUUGUCUGGAUGCACAUCCCUUUCAUUACAAUCCUUGCAAGCUUCAUAUAACCAAUUUACAGGGCCACUGUCCGAUGAGAUCCAAAAAUUUUCAUCACUAAAACACUUGUACCUAUCUCAUAAUCAGCUAUAUGGAAGUAUAAGUGAGAAACUGUGGGAAUUACCAAUGCUUGAAGAGCUUGACCUUUAUUUUAAUAAUCUUACACUUCCUUCCACAUAUCACUUGUCUGGCCUUUUUAAUGUACGGUAUAUUGAUCUGAGCUCUUGCAAGCUCCAACAGCCUCGCUUCCCUAAAUGGAUUCAGACACUCAAAAAUCUUACCUUUCUUGGCAUUUCCAAUACUGGAAUUUCAGAUGUUUGAGGUUUUUUAUUGUUGUUGUUCC